AUGUCACAUUCAAGGCUGGCAUCCAUCACUUCGUCAAUUGCUUCCGCUACAGUAGCCAACAAUGACACACACGGCAAUGGCACCAAUAAUCAUCCACAGUCAAUUGGACCAUGGAAAUUGGGUAAAACUUUGGGAAGAGGUGCCACUGGGAGAGUAUUACUAGCAACUCAUCAGCACACAGGACAAAAGGCAGCUGUCAAAGUUGUUUCCAAGUCGGAACUUAGAGAAGAAGAAGAAGAAGAAGGGGCGGGAGGAACAGCAAACAAUGGCGGCACUGAUGCUGCCACUGCCAAGAAUGGAGAAGGUUUACCCUAUGGGAUUGAGCGUGAGAUUAUCAUUAUGAAACUACUCACGCAUCCCAAUGUUCUUCGCUUGUAUGACGUGUGGGAAACUUCUAAAGCACUCUACUUGGUAUUGGAAUACGUUGAAGGUGGUGAACUUUUCGAUUUAUUGGUUGAAAUGGGGCCAUUACAAGAGCCAGAAGCUAUCAAAUAUUUCCGUCAAAUUGUGCUCGGUACUGCCUAUUGUCACGCAUUGGGAAUUUGUCAUCGAGAUUUAAAACCUGAAAAUUUGCUAUUGGACGCUCAAUUGAAUGUGAAAUUGGCCGAUUUCGGUAUGGCUGCUAUAGAAAGUAAUGGCAAACUCCUUGAAACUUCUUGUGGCUCACCUCAUUACGCUGCUCCGGAAAUAGUAAGCGGGUUGAAGUACCACGGUGCGGCUUCAGACGUGUGGUCCUGUGGAGUUAUUUUGUUUGCCUUGCUAACUGGAAGAUUACCGUUUGAUGAUGAAAAUAUUCGCAAUUUGUUGCUUAAGGUACAAGCUGGUAGUUAUGAAAUGCCCUCCACCGACGAAAUUAGUAGAGAAGCCCAGGAUCUAAUUAGAAAGAUGUUGGAAGUUGAUCCCAUGAAGAGAAUCACCACUGAAAACAUCUUGAAACAUCAAUUGUUGACUAAAUACCCAAUUUCAAAUGAGGAUUUGAUUAGUGAAAAAUCAUUACCACAUCCGCAGACAGCGUACAAGUCACUUGGUUCAGUGAAGAACAUUGAUAAACAGAUUCUAUCCAAUUUAUCGAUAUUAUGGAACAAUAGGUCGGAACAAGACAUUAUUAGAUGUCUUUUACUGCACGGGCCAAACCCUGAAAAGACAUUUUAUGCAUUACUAUUGAGGUACAGGCACUCAGGUGAAGACCAACAACCGCAGCUUCUGCAGCAACAACAUAUUCCACCAGCACCACUUUCAAAAUCCACCAGCUUCAAUAACAAAGUCGGUAGAAGCUCGUCAAUUGGUAGAUCGCCAGCUGGGAAAAAGCGUGCAAGUCAGAUUAGUGUCUCACGACCAUCAUCGUUCCAAUACAAGAAUGGAUUCGCGGUAUCUAGUGGAAGCAGUGGGAGACUUGCUCAUACAAGGUUAUCUGCAGCAUCAUCAGUCAACAAUUCGCCUAGAAAACCGGUUAAAAAGAGACUGUCAUUUGCUCGUUCACCAUCUGGCUCACCACUGAAACCCAGAUCAAAACAACCACAAUCGUCUCAAAUCAAGGCUACACCUCGGAACAUCUACAAUGAUAUUGUUGAAUCACAGAGUAAUCAGUCAGUGGCUCCUACGUUGCCAUCCAAGGAUUCCUAUUACAACGACAACGCUGCUACAGCACCUGCUGCUUUACCAAAAUUAGCUGAGAAUCCUGUUGUUGAUGAAUCACCAAAUUUGUCACAAGUAGUCAACAACAAGGCACCCAACGCCACUUCGAAGAGGGCAUCCAUCAUCAACAAAAGUAGUACCAACAAUAAAAGAGUGUCAAGGAGAAGAUCGGUCCGUGCUUCAAUGACCGCUGGGUUAAAGAGGAAUUCUAUCACCAUGAAAAUGUUAUCUCUCUACACCAAAUUAUCAGGUGAUGAUGAGUGGGAGUAUAUGGACAAGCUGACGAAGCGAACCUCGGCCACUUUUGCUGCGUUGUGUGAUAAAAUUUUCAAUCAGGAGGAGUAUAAUCCAGAAGAUGAGGAAUUGGUUGACCCUGAGGAGUUGGAAGCUAAAGAGUAUGAAAGAUUGAUGGAAAUCGAGCGCAAGAAGCACGAGGCUGAAUUGAAAGCAAGAAGGGAAUUGGAAAAGAAAAAGCAAAGACUGAAGAGAAGGUCCUUGCUCAGUUCUAAAAAGCUCAGUUUCAUCAUCAAAGAGGAUGAACCUUCUCAGGAUGCACAAAUGGAAACCAUCAAUGAGCAAGAAAUUACUCAGCCAAAGCGCCAAUCAAAACAUUUGGGUGCAUUGAGGGCAUUAUCUGAGGGACAAGCCAAAUCCGAUGAACUAACAAUGGAUGAUGUUGAACAAUUGAAAAGAAGGUCAGCUAGUCAGCCAGUGAAAAAGAGAACACUUACUCCAAUUUUGACAAGACGCCCAGUUUCUCGACUUGAUCCCCUUUGGCAAGCGCACCACAACGAACAAAUUGAAAGAGCUCAAGAUGCAUUGGAGAAUGAGUGGAAGGAAAACAAGAAGAAAGAUGAUAAGGAAGAUAAGAAAGCCAAGAAGAAGAUCAAUAGAGAGUCAAUGGUUUCUGUCAUGGAUGAUAUUGCAGAGGACAACGAUGAUCUUGAUGGUAAUGCAAGCAAGAGAAGACCUUCCAAGGAUAGCUAUUAUGAUGAGCAUGAGGACUUUGAACUACCCGAGCCUGAUGUUGUUGACUCAAACUUGAGUGAAGAGUACAUGUCCGAGAUUAGAAAAUCAAGAUUACUCUACAGUCAAAGAAGUCUUCACAAGAAAGUCGGCAAUAAUAGCGGCAACAAGAGCAACGAGCAAAAGACUUUAAUUAGUGGUGUCAAAAUACCAAAUGUGACAAGAAAGUCUAGGCACUUUUCCAACUCGAACAAGAGACUAUCCGUGUUGUCGAUGUACUCAACCAAGGAGUCUUAUCGUGACUUGAACUCUAUUAUUGAAUCACAUACUCCUGGCCAUGACGAACAUGGUCACAAUGAUGAUGACAACGACGAAGCACCAAUUCCGCCAUUGAGAACAAGUAUUGCUGAUAGACUAGAUAAGGCUGGAUUACCAGAGGAAGAUGAAGAUGGCGCACUAGACGGUGAUGGCAAUUCGGUAAUUGAUUUUGACCAACAUUUGGCAAACAAGAGAAACUCAUACUAUGACUCAUCUAACAAGCGUGUCUCGCGAGCUUCAACUACAAGAAGAUACAGCAAAUCUGCGAGACCAAUGUCAAAAGUUCCAGCAUUGCCGACCGAAGAUUCCGAAAACACAUUCAACAGCAAAGGAGAGCCAACCGGGAAACACCACCACAAGACUGACUCCAACGGGUCUACUCAAUCCGAUGACAUUUUUGAUAAAAUAAAAUUGCCUGAGGGGAAAUCAAGCAAGUCUUCGAUUGAUCUACUUGCUAAUGGUGGCUCGGACAAACAAAGCAAGUCAGCUGCUCAACAGGGCUCGACAAAAGCACCUCCUUCGGAAGCCAGACUGCAGCAUGGAACUUCGCAGCCAAUGCUGAAAGUCCGUGAUGGUAGGCCUAGAGGUUCUAAAACUAAUGGAUCAGAUACUAUUUCUGCACCACCACCGCCGCCACCACCACCACAUCACAAGAAACCAUUGGAUGAUCGCACCAACAUCCAUUCUGAGCAAAAUAACAAGUCGAGGAAAGGAUCGUUUUUGAGAAUGUUUUCGAGGGGAUCCAAAAAGAGCGCCGACGAAGGGUCUAGAUCAGCCAGUAGCCAUCAACACAACAAUAAUCAGCUUCCAAGUCCAACUGAGUCGCUACAAGAAGAAAAACCAAAAUCAUCAUUCCUUCGAUGGUUUUCGUCUUCAUCUGCUCAUUCCCCGGUGCUAGAUUCUGAAAUUAGAAGGUUCUCCACUCUUUUACCAAGGGAAGAAAUGGUUUCGGCAUUAUUCACACUACUCAAAUCAUGGUCGAAUUUUGGUUUGAAAGAUUUGAAAAAUGACAACUUGAGUUAUACAAUCACCGGAUCAAUUUCGAAGUACAACUCAUUUGACUUGAAGAGCUGUAAAUUUAGAAUCAGAGUGGCUCCUAGAGAAAUGAAUCAUAAAUCGGAGAUCAUAUGUGCUAGAAUUAAAGGGUCGAGAGUUACUACUGAUACUUUAUUUAACGAAAUUGAAAAAGUAUUGGAAAAGGAAGGUGUUAUGGAUAGAUGA
Molecule: messenger RNA, 4140 nt
Organism: Lodderomyces theae
Lineage: Eukaryota; Fungi; Ascomycota; Pichiomycetes; Serinales; Debaryomycetaceae
Gene: GIN4
Product: protein kinase
Exons: 1
Coding region: 1-4140 (1379 amino acids)
Biological process (GO): intracellular signal transduction; microtubule cytoskeleton organization; protein phosphorylation
Cellular component (GO): cytoplasm
Molecular function (GO): tau-protein kinase activity; ATP binding; protein serine/threonine kinase activity
Source: RefSeq, a predicted model, not a curated record